Molecule: messenger RNA, 2088 nt
Organism: Kluyveromyces lactis
Lineage: Eukaryota; Fungi; Ascomycota; Saccharomycetes; Saccharomycetales; Saccharomycetaceae
Gene: ALK1
Product: protein kinase ALK1
Exons: 1
Coding region: 1-2088 (695 amino acids)
Biological process (GO): intracellular signal transduction; mitotic cell cycle
Cellular component (GO): nucleus; cytoplasm
Molecular function (GO): histone H3T3 kinase activity
Source: RefSeq, a predicted model, not a curated record
AUGGUAGUUGAGGUAGCAAGAAUGGAUUUUGAGACUUCAUUCGAUGAGUAUAGCAUUGGAGAAUCUGCGAAACGAUUCAUUGCCCUUGAAGUUUCUGACCAUGAGGACGAUUACAAUUCAUCUGUCGAUUCAUUCCAUGAGAGUAACAUUGGGUUUGUGGCUGAUGUAGACACUGAACGCGUUUCACAAAGUGCAGCCGUUGCACCAACUUUAGAGCAUGCUUCCAUAACAACUGGCCAAGAAGAGACAGGGAAAGGGGACUCAGUUAGCGUAGCAUCAACUUCCGGCAUCGAACCACCACUUGCAACAAGUAACGGUAAUAGUGCUGGUAACAUUAGACCACAUAAGGAUGAGAAGAAGCGGUGGUCCUUUAUUUCAACUAAUAGUUCCAGUAAAAAAAGGUGGUCUACUUUAUCAUUUGUUAGCGAUACAAAAUCAAACAAACGGUUAUCCGUUGUUAGCACCGAAUCUUCUUCGAAAAGGUCCAGUGUACAGUCACUGAGCAAACAAUCUUCAACAAACAAAUUAAAACGAUCCAGCACCGGUGCGUCACUGAGAUCAAUGUUUAACAAGAUAGCGUUGAAAGAUGAGGAUAAAGAAAAUUCAGGGGUCAUGUUGGCUCAUAAGAGAGGACAAUCCACAACGUUGGCUAGUUCUUUUACUGUUUCUGCUAAGGCACAACCCACUCCUUCUGCUAGGAUUCCAUUAAAACCAAUUAAUCAGAACAACAAACGCGAACAAAGAUUUAGCACAAUACCAAUGUCACCAUCUAUGGAUAACAUGAGUAUGUUUUCGCAACAAAGUAACUCAUCUAUGGGUACUAGGUGGAAGUUUUGGAAAAGAAAACAGGAUUGCCCACAGGAUUCCCGUUUCAUGCAAGACUCCAAUAUAUCAAUGCGUAACAAAUCAUCUCUUUCAGAUCUUAGAAAAUCGAUCUUCCAAAACUCUAUGAUGGGCCAAUCAGAGCCAACUCAAGAUUUGAAAUCAAGAAGAUCACAUUCUUCUUUGCAGCACAAAAGCUCGCAUUCUUCUUUGAAGCAGAAAAGUUCGCAUCCAUCUUUGAAGAAAUUGCAUAGCAGAAGAAAUUCCAGUAUAGCAUCCAACGAUUCGUCGGCCCCACAGAUCUCAUUGCCAAUCCCUGAUCAAGUUUCCAGAGAUAAGAUUAGGACCAAACUAAGACAUUCAAGCUCCUUGAUCUCUAUCAAUAGUAAUAUAUUGGGAGGCUCCGUCAUUAUUGCGGAAACUGAUGAAUAUGAUGAAUCUGUGUUGCAGCAAAUGCUGGAUUUAUGCACUGUGAAAGAGAUUCUACCUUUUACCAAUUCACCGCAUCUAAGACAAUUGGAUCAUUACAUCUAUAUUGAUUCCAAUGAUUAUACCAUUUAUAAAAUCGUUCCUUUGGACAACGAUGACAGAGAGUGCAAAAUGACAAGACAGAUGAGGCUACAAGAAUUGCAAUUGACCAUGCUCAUGAACGGAACACCAGGUUUUGUCAACGUACUGGAUGUUAAAAUUAUCAGAAGGGAAGAUGAUCAAACUUUGUUUUUGGUAUACCACAUGAAAAACCACGGGAAAAGUUUGAAUCAACUCAUAUCAAAUGAACAUCGGAAAUUCAGUGUCACAGAAAUUAAGGAUAUAAUCACUCAAUGCAUAAGAAUCCUAUACGUAGCUGAAACGAAGUUCCAAUUCGAACAUAGGCUGUUGACAUUGGAUCACGUUUUGAUCGACUCUUCUAAAAAUAUAACACUGGUGGAUUACAAAUUGUCCAGGGUAAAAUAUGGAUCGCAGGUAUUGUUUACAAGACUCGACCAUCCGUUAUUCUUUGAAUUCCGUAAGGAUUACAACACAGUGCUUCAAUGGCUCAGACAAUCUAUGACCGUAGACAGCUGGCCAUUGUUCCAUCCAAAGACAAAUUUGGUAUGGGUGAAUUAUGUAGUGACAAAACUACAGCACAAUUGCAAAGACCCGCAAACUCCUUCUCCAUUGUUGAAUAAAAUACAAUCUAGCUUGGAGUCCACCAAAUCCCGAAAACUCUGGAAACGUCAUGAUGGACAAAUCGAAAGCUGUGCUGAUAUAGUAAGUUUUUUGUGA